UUAUACCUUAGAAAAAAAUAAAAGUGUAAGCUGCCCAUAGGUUACUGGAAAGUUGCCAUCUCUUCCAGAAUUAAACUAGAGGGCGCCACGUCGCGACCAAAACAAUACCAAUAAAUUACAUUUCCAAAUGAAAUCGCCCACCCAUUCUCAUCGCUUUCUCUUCCAUUCUCCAUUUCCCUCCUCUUCCCUUUCACCUUGCAUUAAUUUUACAAUAUCAGUUAAUUAAUUCAGCCGAAUUCGCUGCGCAGCAUCCCUUUUUGCCCAACAAAAUAAUAUCAUCCAUCUCACGGCGAAUUAAACCCAAAAGAAUAUUAAUCACCUUGCCGACGACAGUGACAUCUCGCGUCAAAAUUCCACCACUACACUUCAACCAAAAGUCCAAUGGAAAAUGUAAAGAAAAAUGGAGUCAAAUUAAUGAUGGCGACUGUCUCGUCUUGUAAAUAUUAAAAAUCAACUCUAAAUAAAAUUUACACGGCGAAUUAUUUCAAUUUACCACAAUCGAAUUGAAAUUAAAAACAUUGUUGUGAAUCGUAAUUAAAUAAAUAUUCUUGUGCCGCCCCUCAACAAACCUCUUGUUUCGAUGUGCAAAAUGUGCAAAAUCAACGUAAUGCAUUUCUUCUCUGACUAAACUAAACUAUGGCGGGGAUAACUUGAGAGCGACGAAGAACACAAGAAUUUGUAAAUGUUGUGUUGUGUGUUGUUUACUUGACUUUUUUACAUUUAAUUAAAUUCCAAAAGCUCGCAAAUAUCCUAAAGAAUCCAUUUGAAUAUCUUUAUCCUUAGAAAUCCAUCGCGAAACCACCAAAAAUUCCCUCGAAAAGUUGAAAAAACAAAAUUUUUAUUUUGACAACUCUCGCUCGAUUGAAACGCAGAAAACACAAAAAAGAACCAGAAAUACAAAAAUAUUUUUUCUGUUGCAGCAGGAGUGCGAUGCAAAAGCAGUGAAUGUUUAGCUUAAAACAACAAUUGUUUGAAAAGUUGUUAAUAAUUCUUCUUAAUUUCGCCCGAUUCUCUCAUUUUAACAAUAAAGAAAAAAACAAUUUUGUAAAUAAAAGUCGUCAGUGUCGCGAUAGUCAUUCAAGGAAAAUACAGUUUGGUAUCUACAUAUAGGUAGAUCGUAGAUGUGCUACACUUGUUCCGUCGUUGUCGUUGUCGCCUUCGCUUUCGCCUCCACCAGCGCGGUGUAGAGAGGUAAGGAGUGUAGUGAGUGUUAUAGGCGCGGAUGGUGUUAACAUUGAGUGCGGCGGGACAACAGCCGAACCAGCGCUCAGUUUCAGUUGUGUUGCUUCUAAUUGAAGCAAGAUCAGCAUCAACAGCAGAAGCAAUCGUGCAGGAGCAACCCAAUUAACCAAAGAAGCAGAAGCAAAACUAUUCUCAUUAUUUUCCAAGAGAGAGAAUGUGAUGUAUAUUAAGAGAAGAAGCCCGUGCCCGCCUUUCCUCAUACUAAGCGACGGCAACCAUAGUCCAUGUCUUUAUGGAAUUCAACAGAAGAUUCAGUUCUUCACAGAAAUAGUCGAUUAAAAUCAUCAUUUAUGUUUAAUCAUACACCAAGAUGUCACAAAGAGGUAAACGAGGAAACAAUCACCGAUUAGAGAGCGAUCCGCAGCCGCCACCGACGAAGCGACGCAAAGGGCGACCCCCUAAUGGAUCGGCGGCGCUUCUAGGAGUGGCGGCGGCCACAAUAUCUAAGGCGGUCGCAUCAACAAGCAAUACCAAUGACAACCAUGUCGAAGGAUCCAAUGGUGGCGGAGGAGCAGGAGGAGGAGGAGCAGCAGCAGCAGCGAGCGCUAGUUCGGGGCUAACGUUACCUCCACCGCUGCCGAUGGCGUCGGCAGCAAGUACAUCACACCAGCUAACAUCAUCGUCAUCAUCCAAGUUGCCGUCUUCGUCCUUAUCGUCGAAUACUGCUGGAGGCAUUAACUCAAGCGGUGGAACAUCUUCAUCAGUGCCGUGGCAGGCGAGAUCUGUGGCCGACAUAAAGAUCUCAAGCAUAUACAAUCGCAGUUCAACAGAGGCACCUGCUGAGCUUUACAGAAAGGAUCUCAUUAGCGCAAUGAAAUUACCCGAUUCCGAACCACUGGCCAGUCAUGAGUAUUUAGUUGUCAACGACCAAUGGAAGCAGGAGUGGGAGAAGGGUGUACAGGUGCCGGUGAAUCCGGAUUCGCUGCCAGAGCCAUCAGUGUUUGUGAUGCAACAGCCUAUUGUUCAGCCCGCGCAUGAUUUUAAACUUCCAAAAAACCGAUAUUUAAGAAUAACUAAGGACGACUCCUAUAAUUCCGAAUUACACUACCUAACAAAUGUGGUAGCGUUAGCUGAAAAUACCUGUGCCUACGACAUCGACCAAGUCGAUGAUGUUUGGUUAAAUUUACUUAAUAAAGAAAGGGUCUUAUCCGGUGCUUCUCCAAUAACAUCUGAGCAAUUUGAACGUGUUAUCGAAGAAUUAGAGGUUCGAUGUUGGGAACAUAUUCAAGUCAUAUUAAAAAACGAAGAUGGCCUCGGUAUUGAGUAUGAUGAGAAUGUAAUUUGUGAUGUGUGUCGAUCACCUGAUUCAGAGGAGGCAAACGAAAUGGUAUUCUGUGAUAAUUGCAAUAUAUGUGUGCACCAGGCGUGUUAUGGUAUUACGGCCAUUCCAUCAGGGCAAUGGCUGUGCCGAACUUGUUCGAUGGAUAUUAAGCCAGGUUGUGUGCUCUGUCCGAACAAGGGUGGCGCAAUGAAAUCAACAAGAUCUGGUAAAAACUGGGCACAUGUGUCAUGUGCUCUAUGGAUACCGGAAGUUAGUAUUGGGUGUGUGGAUCGCAUGGAACCAAUAACAAAAAUCUCAAGCAUUCCACAAAGUCGAUGGGCUUUGAUUUGUGUAUUGUGUAAAGAGCGUGUGGGAGCUUGCAUACAAUGUUCGGUGAAGACAUGCAAGACAGCCUAUCAUGUUACUUGUGCAUUUCAGCAUGGACUAGAGAUGCGGGCAAUCAUCGAAGAGGGUAACGCUGAGGAUGGUGUAAAGCUGCGCUCGUACUGCUUAAAACACAGCUUGGGUAGCAAAGGCAAAAAAGGAAACCAAAAAUCGACGAACAAUAAUGGACUGUGUUCAGGUGGCGAUGACGAUGAUGGCCGCCGACGAAAGAGUCGGAAAGAUAUGACUUCAGAAGAACGGAAUCAAGUACGAGCUCUUCGACAUCAGGAAGUGGAAGCUGAAUUUGACAAAUAUGUUAAUGUCAGAGACAUUAGCUGUCACCUCUUCGAGUGCGAUGAAGAUGCAAUAACGAGCAUUUAUAAUUACUGGAAAUUAAAGCGAAAAUCUCGUAACAACCACGAGCUAAUUCCACCCAAAUCUGAGGACGUAGAAUUGAUUGUCCGCAAACAAGAGCAAGCUGAUCUGGAAAAUCACAAAUUGUUCGUGCAUCUGCGCCAAGAUCUGGAAAGAGUACGCAAUCUCUGCUAUAUGGUUAGUCGAAGAGAAAAACUAUCGCGUUCGUUAUUUAGGUUGCGAGAGCAAAUAUUUUAUAAGCAAAUAAACGUGUUAACUGAUGAAACAAUCAUUAACACGAUAGAGUAUGAUGAAAAUUUAACAACUGCUGUGACCUACGCAAACGAUGGUCAAUCUCUGUACGAUAGGUUUUAUACUAGCUCAAAUUAUCAAGGCGACCAAUCAUUUUUAAGUUUAGAACAUAAUAGGCAAAAGGCAUUAGGGGAGGGUAGGAGUAGUAGGUCAAAUGUAGCCUCAGGUGCCGCUAGCUCAGCGGCAGCGGCAGGUUCUAGAGCUUCUUCCUCGGCAGCAAAUCGAAAGAAAUCAAUUUCUCCCUACAAGAAAAUUAAUGUUAACGGGGCUAAAGCGCCUCGUCGGAAUGGUGGCGACGGUCAUAGGGCGGCAAGUAGUGGUUCUCAAUCAUCGUCGUCGUCGACUAGUUCGACGGGUUCAACGGGCUCUUCUUCAUCGUCGUCUUCAGGUUCUUCGGCUUCCUCCGCGUCUUCUGCUUCGUCGGCAAGUGAAAAUGAGUCAGCCAAAAAGAAAACAUCGCCAGCGAAACAACGUAAAAAGCAAAGCUACUUGUGUUCUGUCGAAAUGCGACAAAAACGGCGAAAAAGUAGUGCUGCUGCUUCAACUGCUGCAGCUAAUUUACCUGCGUCAAGUUCAAGCGACGAAGAGGAUAAGAAACAACAAUCGCAUAAGCGACCAAACAAUUUCCUAUCUCAAAUGCAGAAGGAGCUGGAAAAAGACAAAGGUGCUCUGUCCUCAAGCAAUGAAAGUGAGGAAUUGGUUCCGUUGAAGAAUCUCGACAACACGAGUAAAAAUGCCAAUCGAAAACCUAACACACAAAUUUACUCUGAUAGUGACAGUUCCACGUCUACGUCGGAGGAAGAUAAAGAUAAAACCGAAAGCAAUAUAAGCGACUAUCAAACAAACGUACGAACGAAGGCUGCCAUGAAGGAAUUUACUCUGCAGCAGUCGAUACAAAAACAAAAGAAGGAAGCAGCAGCUGCAAAAGCUAAAGAAGACGUUGCCAGCACAAAGGACAACAAAGAUAAAGAGAAGACUAAAACAAAAACUAAGGAAACUGCAAAGGAACACUCGCGAACAGAAAGCUCGAACAAAGACAAAAAAGAAGAAAAGAUUAGCAAGAAGAAAGGCCAAGAGCAUUCGUCAAAAUCGGCUGAAAAGCAAAAGUUCGCCUCUGACUUGUUGGUGGUUCCGCAAAGGCAGGCGGCUAAGAAGGCAUCGGAAAAUAUGCGUUCUACGAAUAGUUAUUCGGCAGCUGUGGCUGUUCCAACAGGUGUUGCGCCUAAGAAAGAUUCUCGAGAUGAUCGUGAUUCCGAUCGCACGCAGGUCCCCCCAACACGUGAAAAAGAUAAGGAAAAAGAGAAAGAAAAAGACAGAGAAAAGGAUAAAGAUAAAGAUAAGGAUAAGGAGAAAGAGAAAGAGAAAGAAAAGGAUAAGGAAAAGGAUAGGGACAGGGACAAACCAAAGGAAAGUACAAGCACUAACAGUAGUAAAUUGGAUGAGAAAACGCGUCCCAAAGAGAAAGACAAAGAACGGGAGAAACCGACUGAAAAAGCAGUUGGAAAACGUGGUAGACCUCCAAAGAAUUCGAAUAAGGAUGAAUCAUCCUCAUCGAAGGAUAUUGUCUCUCCGCGACAGGAGAAAGUGCAGCCGAAAGCAGCAGAUAGUGUUUCAAAAUCAAGCAGUAGCAGCAAGAUAACAGAGUUACCAAAUAGUGUGAAGCCACCAACAGAUAUGACCAAAAAUAACAUCCUGGUAGCAUAUGUUCCGCAGAGGCAGGCAGCCAAGAAGGCCGCGGAACAGCUGAAGAGUGGAGGAGUUAAGAAUCCCACAACUGACAUGGUGACGGACGAAAAAGAAGUAAAAGAUAAGGAAGGCAAACUGAAGUCGCCAGAAAGCAAUAAAAAGCAGCCAUCGGCAUCGAAUGAGUCUCAUGUUGUUAAGCCAAGAAGGUUGUCCAAGGAGAUGAUCACUAAAGACACAACAAAGGAAUCAGUUCCGACGUCAAGAACAAUUGGCACACGAAGAUCCAAAGAUUCAGUUUCAGAUAUUGUCAAAGAAUCUGAAGGCAAGAGUACAACACAAGUGUCAGUUCCACCUCCAGCUUCAUCUUCAGAUCCAGAUUUAGAUUUACCUUCAGUUCCAGAUCCAGAUUCAGUUCAAGAGCCAGUUCAAAAGGCAGUUCCGAUACCAAUAUCUGUUCCAGAACCGGAAAAAGACCCUGCACCAGCGCAUCCGUCAUUGGAGGAUGAACCUCAAGACAAACAAGCUCCUGAAUUACAUGAAACGAAACUGGUACCUGAGACUACAACAUCUAACGAAAAGCAACGCACUCCAGAGCCAAUCCCUUCAGAAAUAUCAAAACUUACACCGGAAGAAGAAAUUGUUCACAGGCCACAAACAAUAUUAUCUCCUUCCUUGACGGAAAAGAACAGGGAACUCUCUGAAAAGGUAGGAAAUCGUAGGUCGCCGGUACAAAAUGUAAAUCUCACAUCGACGUCCGAGUCUAGUAGUUCCUCCUCCUCGUCUUGUAGCAGUAGUUCAUCUGACGAAAGUGAAAUAGAAGAGAGUCGCAAACCACCCACUUCACGAAAACUUUCCAAGGGUAGUAUUGGUGAAAAGAGUACGAAAAAAUCGUCACAAGACGAACUACCUAAGUCGCCAACACCUUCACCUUCACCUUUACCCGUCAAAUCUCCCAGACUCUCAAAGCCGCCGAACACAAGUCAGAGCAGUACGAGUAGUAUUAACGGCAGCAGGGAUUCUCUUCAAAAAGAAGACCCUCUUCCACAUCGACUGUCUCCUACGAUUCCAACGGAAGAACACCAACCUGAUUCAGCGCCAAUUGUUUUGGACGAUGACGAUGACGAAGAAGAUAAUUCCAAAGUAAAGUUAUCUCCUGAAAAGGAUAAAAAGGAUGACGUUUUGGCACCUCAGACAAUUGAAAUCGAAGACGAUGAAAUCACAAAAACCUCACCCACAUCACCUAACCUCGAGGAAGAAAUUACUCAAAGGAAAGCCGAAUUGGUUUCAUCGACGACCAUAUUCAACAACACAAGCACAACCUCAAGUCUGUCAACAAAUCAAAGUAAAUCGCAUCGCAAUUUUGGUUCGUUGGACAAAUUACUCAACAAAAAGGAACAAGAACUCAUCAGCAACAGCAGUAGUGCUGCGGACGAGAGGAAGUCUAGCAUUUCGGCAGGGGAAAGUGCCAGUAAUAUUGAGUGUGAAACUAUAAUGGACGAGCUGAAAGAAGCGCCACAUGCUCAUGAAGACCAAGUGGACGAGGAGAGAAUUCCCACACCGUCGAUUGAGGAGAAAUGCAGUCGGUCAAUACGUAUAGAAGAUCCUGAUAUUAUUGAGCUCGAUUCAAACUCUGAACAGAGCCUUAAAAUUGACUCGAACGAACCUCAAACGCAAGAUGACGAGGAAUGUGGGCAAGACAACUCGUCGGAGAAACCCCCACAAACUCCACCUGCGCCUUCGAGUAGUGAGGAAUCUCAAAAGAUUUUCGAACAAUCUCCGGCUACUCCUGCAGCACACCACCACCAUCGAACUUCUUCAUUCGAUCCAACUUCUGAAAUUCACUUGCUAGACAAUAUUCCAGAGCCGGACGAUAAUGAAGACGAAGAAGAUGAUGAUGAUGAUGCCACCGCUGCUCUACCCGACUUCUCCUUUAGUCAAGGACCGGGUAUGGAUUGUUCAGGGCCCGUUCCUAAAGCAACUCACGAGGCGCACAAAGAGGAUGAUAGUGCGUUAACCAUGAAUCUAGUGAAGAAACUCCGUCAAUCCCAAUCACAGAAACGCAACCACAACAAAUGCGAUGAUGUUCCAACAGAUUACGGACCACCUCCAACACCUGCAAUACCAACAACAUUCCCCUAUAACCACCACUCAGAUGAUAUGUUCCAGCAAAAGGAAAAUUCUGCUCCCACUAAGCAAAUCAAAGACGAUAGUGCUCUGCCUGAAGACAAGCCUGCUUCGGAUGCACCCGCUAUGUCGCAGAUUACAAACAAUAACAGUUCAAGCCUUAUUGUGCCAUUUUCCGAAAAUGCCAUUAAUUUUCUGGACAAGUCAAUAACCCAACCGUCGUUGGUGCAAUUUCCUGCACUACAGUCCUCCAACGAUCCGCAACAGCAGCAACAACAACAGCAGCAACAGCAACAACAAACGCACAAUAUUCUACAAGAUUCUGUAACGGUAAACGACGCAGGUUCUAUGUUCCUAAGUGACGCAGACAUGGUUGAUCACAAGAAGAAAACUCCUCAAGCUACGAUCAACAACAGUGAUUGCUUUAACAAGCUGACUGACUUCAAAGAACCAGACUUUGUUGACCUCCAUGUCUCGAAGGAAACUUCCAUGGAUUUCACUACAAAUGCGGAGUCAGUUUACGAUGAGAACACCAGAAUGCAAUCGCCGUACAUGAAUGCCAGCGAUAAGUGGAACGAAAACGACCUUAUUCAGACGAGAAGAUCGGUCUCCACUUCGCCAAGUUCCAUUUCAGAAUCAAACGAUAUUCCGCAUCAGAUGCUUCCUACCACCAAGUCAAACCAACAGUCGCAGCAACACCAACAACAACAACAACAACAACAGCAACAGCAGCAGGAUUGUAACAUGGUUAACAGUCAGAAAACUCACUUUUCAGGAGCACUUGACUCAUUCGGGAGCGCAUUAAGUUCUCAAUUCAAUUCCAUUGCCCAACAGAACAAUUCCACUCAAAAUAUGGUAAAUGGGAUUGAUGUCUUGGGAUCCUCGUAUGACUUUGGACAGCAACAACAACAGCAGCAUCAGGCCAGUCAUUCACAAAACCAAUACAAUGGUCCAGUGAGUCUGUUCCAUGCGCCGCCACCACACGCUAACGUACCCAACCACAUGAAUCAAAUAUCCUUCCCAACACCCGGACCGGUGUUGUUUCCCACGGCCGGUCUGGCUGGAAAUGUUCCACAGAACCGAGCUUCGCAAUCGCAACAGCAAUCACACCAACAAAGUUCCUCUAUAUUCGGAGGAAAUCGUCAGAAUCACCAACAGGACAUAUCAGCGUCUUCUUUCAUGACCCCAAUGUCAAGUGGCAAUGGCGGUAGCGGAGGUGGUGCAACAUUUACCUCGUCUUCGCACAACCUCGCUCUCACUGCUGCAAUAGUUUCGACCUCUGUAGCCACCCUGGAUCAUAACUCCCCGCAGAAUCAUCAAUUCAAUGCUGCGUCUGCACAAUUUAAUUCUCUACUUGAAUUAAUGCCCCCUACAACCAAUUCGAACAACAAAGAAUCACCGUCAAAACGCACAUCGGCGAGAUUUAGUCAACAACAUCAGCAACAGCAACAACAGCACCAGCAACUUCAACAAACACAACAACAACAAACACAGCAACACCACCAACCACAGCAACAAGUUCUUCCUCGAAAAUCGCCUCAAAUGCACAAAAGCCCCGGCAAAAGUCCUCGCCAAAUGGAAUUGCUAAGCAAGCAAUUGGGUCCGAAAAGUGGCAAGUUUGAGGGACAAACAACAGGCCGCCAAAGAAAGAAUUCGGCCCGAGGGACAGGAACCGGUCGUGGUCGAGGUCGUGGCCGAGGCAGAGGAGGACGUUUAUCGUCGACGACACAAAUUGCACCUGCCAUUGAAUACACAAACACUCAUAUCGUUAAUAAUCUUGUUGGUACACCUUACGAUUUCAACUACGAGGAAGACAUGGCUUCCUCGAAUAUGGAAAAUCUACAAUCUCUGCGAGAUCGUCGACGUUCGUUCGAUUGCCGAGGCAAUAUGCAGCAAAAUACAACUCCCGAACAGCAGAAGUUCUCUAGCCCUACGUACAUCUGCAAAAUGCGAAACAGUACGCAGACCACCGCAUCCAACAACUGUAACAAUCGGCAAGGUGACCUCAAAACUCCUUCGGCGAAUACAAUAUCCGCCACAAAUAGUGAUGUCGCAAUGCUGCAUAACAUUGUGAGACCAGUUCUUCCCGGACCAGUCGAUAUGCGUACCUACAGUCUUGAUUUUGAGGCACAGCAUUCAUCUGCCAGUCAGGAGGCGUACAACAAUAAUUUGCUAGGUGCAUUUGAUUCGGGAACUGCUGAUCAAACGCUGCCCGACAUUGACGAAGAAGUUGAGAAAGAAUUCCAAUCGGCUCUUAAGGCGAGUGGAACUGGUAUUCGUCUGACUCAAAACAGCCAGCCUUCCAACGCUCCUGAAGUUGUCAUGCCCGCGGAACUGCAAACGUCAAUGGAGACAACAUCAGAAGAGAUUUCCAUCGACUCCGAUACCACGAAUACCAAGGUAUCACUCUCCGAUUCGAGAAACCAGUUGAAGCUUAAAAUCAAAGGACCACUAGCAUAUCCCGACAUGUACAAUUCAACAAAUUUGAGUGUGCAACAGUCAUCGGCGCAUGUGCCAGUAGCACAGGCAACAAUUGGAAGUGGGAGUUCCUCGGUUGGCAGUGGUGGGACCGGCAUUCGACGCAUGCGGAAAAAGGAAUUGCUACAGUAUUGGGGACAGAAAGAAACCAAUGUGGACGACACUGUUGGCAUGACGCAGUCUGCAGAAAAUAAAACAAGCUCCUCAGAUGCAAUGAUCAGUCGUUGUGUUGGCAUUCCGAAGGCUGUAGAUUCAAUGCUGUCGAUUCCGACGAAAGAAGAUUACAAGAGCUACAACAGUACGGAGACCGUUUCAAAGAGGAAAAAGGGCGGCUCCCGGGAGUUGCGACAACUUGACAUGAGCUACGACGUUGCGGAAGGUAAUCCUGAACGACGACGCAGUGGCUGUUCGACAGGUAGCAAUCUAUCGGUGAGCAAUGAAACUGGGGUCAAGACGACUGGUAAGCGUCGUGGACGUAGUAAAACACUCGAAUCCGAAGAGGAACACACCCCCAAACUGAAGAUUAAAAUUCUAAAAAAGUCACCUGUUGGUGGAGCAUCAGCUGGAAUCAGCGGACCAGGAGCAUCCACAAAUAUGCGCAUUGUUUCCUGUCCGCCCAAGAAACGCCACACUUCCAGCUAUGUUAUUCCUUCAUUUGAAAUGUUGCGACGAGAGAGCAUGAACUAUCGAAAGAAAGUGAUGGCCGAUUUUGGUGAAGAUGACGAGGAGAAGCCCACCCAAGUCAGUGCGGAAAAAAUCGAAGCACCAGCUCACGUGUCCAAAAAGAAAUCCUCCAAACAGAAAAAGGAACACAAAAAGAAAAAGAAGCAAGACAAACACAUUCAAGUAAUUGAAAACAAUGCAUCCGAUGUUGCGCCUAAACUCAUUAUUCGCUUUGGUAAGCGAAAAAUCGAAGAAGACGUUGCCUCGGACAUGGGAGAUGUGGACAGUGCAAAAUUAUCAGAGACAUCUGCGCCCAUCGUACCCAUUCGCUUGAAACUUGCCCGAAAUUCCGAUGGGGGAGGAUAUGUUAUUGGUAAUAAUCAGAAAAAACGAUUAUCUGAUCCGAAUCCAGAUCCAUCCACAGACAACACUUGCGAAAGUGAGAGAUUGUCAGGGGAGUCAAGUCAUGCUUCUAAAUCAACAAAUCAACCAGUUCCUCCGCUAAAACUAAGGACCAAUUUUCACAGUGAACAACACGCGGCCGAUAUUAAUGCUGGUUAUAGCAACAGUAGUAAUAGCAGUAGCACGCCGCCGCCUUCAGCAUUACAUCCUCAUGAAUCAGACAGUGCUGCUAAGAUGGCUGUUGAUGCAUCUUUAACAGAUCUUUCAAAGGCAACAUCAACCGUGACUGCAACCUCUGAUACCGACUCAGUCUCGGCCACAGCAACGACGAUGGCGGCGGAGACGGGAGUGGGGGCGGGGACGGGGACAGGUACGAUGACGGUAACGGAAAAUGACUGCAGCUUACUUCCACAAAACAAAGACUGUGAAGUUAGAUGAUAAUCCUACUACUGUAUUUAAACCUUAACUUUUGUUGAAUAAUCGUUUAAGUUUUACCUUUUUUUCUCUACAUAUAAUUUUCUUCUCGUCCUCCUUCCUAUUUUCAAAUAUUUAUGCCUAACCUAAUUUAAUUAAUUUAUAUUCGAUUUAUAAUAUAUUAUAAUUAUAAUUAACGCCUUCCAAAUCAAAUAUUAUGUAGAAAGAGAAUGAGUGAUGUAUAGAAAUAUGUAAUAACGAAACGAAGGCGAGCAAUCGUUUAAUUAUUGUAAUUUUUCUUUAGUCAAAUGCUUGGAAUUAUAUCAUAAACAAAAAUAUGCAAAAUGUAUAAAAAAAAAACACAAGAUAAUACAACAAAUUAAUCGAGGACUCUCGGCUGCACAUUAAUCAUCUUAAUUCGAUGAAAACCAUAAAUGAUUUUUUUUUAGAGAUACUACUUUUAAGAAGAAGAGUGCUUUAUGAAACAUGUGUAGUGUAUGAAUGUUGUAAUUUUUGCUGUUGAUCGUGUGUGUGUGUACUGAAUAUUUUGAAAACAGAAAAAUGUUGAUUGUAAAUUUUUUUGUAAUUGUAAAUUUUUCAAUGUACUUAUGUGUAUAAGUCAAAAUCAGCAACAACAAAUUUUUAUUAGGCUAAGAAAAAGUAAAUAAUUAAAAAAAAAAUAGAUUAUUUACUUAUAUUCUAAAAUUAAGUAAUACAAAAAAAACAACUAGUUGCAACUUAGAUAUAAUAAUAAUAAUAAAACAAAACAAUUAUAACAAAUAAGAAUCUAAAAUUAAAAACAAAAACAGUCUUUUAAACGUAAAUAGGUUUAGAAUAGGAGAUUUUUAUAUAAUUGUUUCUCAGCUUUAGAGCCUUAGAUUACUAUUAAUAAUUUUUUAAAAAAUAAUUUAAUUUGUAAAUUAAUUCCUUGAUUUAAGAAGAACAAAAAUAAAAGUAUUAUUUCUGAAAAAAAAACUACAGAAAUAUCUUGAAAAACAAAUAACAAAAAUACAAAAUUAAACAAAAAGAAAACAUUUUAAUAACAUUGAAUAGAUAUUAUUUAUAUUUAUUAUUUUAUUAUGUAUUAAUUUAUUAUUUCGUUUGUUUUUGUUUGGCCAAAGGCCGGCGGAAAGUGCAUUCACAUACAUAAAUACAUCGCUGAUUAAUUUUUUAUUUCCUACCUUUUAAAUAUUAUUAAUUUUAAUUAUGAUUCUUUUUGCUAUGCAUUCUUUUUUUAAUUUUGUUUUGAUUUUAUGCCCCAUUUAUGCAACUAUUAUCAGAACACAUUUUGUUAGAUUGGCCAGAAAACGAAACAAAUUAAAAAAUUAAAAUAAAA
This is a messenger RNA of Eupeodes corollae, 12656 nucleotides long. It is a transcript of the gene rno, whose product is annotated as PHD finger protein rhinoceros. The transcript has 7 exons. Bases 1553 to 11344 code for a protein of 3263 amino acids. Gene Ontology annotation, biological process: regulation of transcription by RNA polymerase II. The record is from RefSeq and is a predicted model, not a curated record. NCBI's taxonomy places the organism in Eukaryota, Metazoa, Arthropoda, Insecta, Diptera, Syrphidae.